Messenger RNA from Helianthus annuus (common sunflower), 1327 nucleotides. RefSeq names its product putative F-box protein At1g32420. Gene Ontology annotation, molecular function: protein binding. Lineage: Eukaryota; Viridiplantae; Streptophyta; Magnoliopsida; Asterales; Asteraceae. The record is from RefSeq and is a predicted model, not a curated record. The transcript has a single exon. The coding region runs from base 1 to 1230 and encodes 409 amino acids.
AUGGAAACCCUAGAAGACGAUAUGCAACCGGCGACCACAACAAUGGAACGAUUGGCCAAGAAUACAAAGAUUUCAUUACCAACUGAAGUCCUCGAAGAGAUCCUCUCCAGACUCCCCGUCAAAUCCAUUCUCCGUUUCAGAAUCGUCUGUAAGCCAUGGCUCAGUUUCAUCUCCAACCCAUCAUUCACCAGACUCCACCUUUCUCGCGCAACCGCUGCACACCACACCGCCUUAUUCAUUCCCACCUUCUGUUAUUCCAGUCACAAACAACACUUUUUUUCCACCACCCGUGAGGGUGGACGCCUCACUCAUCUCAUGACACUCGACAAGGAUUAUACUAUUGAUAUCGCACAGGUUGAACAUUUGAACGGGUUAGUAUUUUGUAGCUCAUUAAAUUACUUAGCUAAAAGCAAUUUGGUUUAUACAUUCAUUGUUAACCCUGCCAUGCAUAAGACUUUUAAACUCCCGGAUCCUCCUGAUCAUUCUUUGACAAAUAACACUCAUGGCAUUGCUUCUGUCUGUUGUUUUUUUGGGUUCGAUGAAUCCAACAACGAACAUAAGAUUUUGAUGAUCAGGAAACUUCUUCAGCCUCCUACGUUAGAGUUUAUGAUUUUCUCUAUGUCAACUUAUUCAUGGAGAAAGAUUGAUGUGGAGCCUCCCAUUGGUUUCUCCUUGAUAAUCCGAACAAGCGUUUGUGUCAAUAGUGUGAUACAUAUGAUGCCUUUUCGCUCAGUUGACAUUUUGGGGUUUGACUUGAGAACAGAGAAGUUUACGAUAAUUAACACUCCUCAAGGUGUGAAGCCCCAUAAAUCCUCUUCAGAGUACACUAUACACAGGCAAACUUGGCCGAUAUCUAACAAACCUCGGAUCAUAAAAGUUAGUGGUUGUGUAGCGGUUGCUUGUCAUGAUCGUGUGGUAGAUACUAACAAAAUGCAUAUCUGGAUAUUACAAGACUAUGAAAACCAUGUUUGGGUCAAAGAAAUCAUUACAUUCCCUACGUCUUGGAUUGAUUUAGCCAUGCCUUACCCAUUAGAUUCUUUUAACAUGGACGAGAUCAUCUUUUCCUCAAGCAAGUUGCCUAGGAAUAAUGUGACCAAUGUACUUAUCUAUAACAGGAAGAGUAGAUGUUUUAGGACAUUACAAUUCACGUCUGAUCAUCAAAAGUUUUGCUCAGAUCUCCUGAAGUUUUGUGACAUCAGGUGCUAUGUUGAAAGCUUGCUAACUUUAUAGAGGAACAAAACAAGACUUGAUGAUCCCAUAAAAGUUCAUCCAUAGGCAAAUGUUAUCUUUUGAACUUUGAAGAAUGUUUUGGGUAUGAUGAAUUCUA